AUGGCAGCAGUUACGAAAUUAUGUAAAGCUGAUGAUAAUAAUGAAAAAUGUCACAAUGAAGCUACUGCAAUGUGUCAUCAUUGUUCUCGUGAUCUAUGUUUGGAUCAUAUAAUUAAACAUGCUCAAUUAUUAGAUGCAAAUAAUCAUGCAAUAUUGAAAGAUUAUUUUUCAAUUCUUACAGAUUUAUCAUCAAAAAUUGAAUCAUUAUUAAUUUCAACAAAUAUUCUUAAUGAUCCAUUUGUAAAAAUUAAACAAUGGGGUAUAGAAGCACAUCAUCAAAUCGAUGAAAUUAUUGAACAAAAAUGUCAAGAAAUAGAAACGAAAAUUAAUGACUAUCGUCAAAUAUUUAAUGCAAUACGUACUGAACAAUUAGAUAAAAUUACACGUUAUAAACAAAAAAUAGCAGAUCUAUUUCGUGAAACACAAAUAGCUAAUAAAGCUAUAUCAAAUUUAGAAAGAUCAAUUAAACAUAUUCAAAACGAUUUAAAUAUAUUUAAUGAACAUAAAAUUGAAGUAACAUCAAAUCGUCCAUUAAUACAUUCAAUUAAUAUUCGAAUGCAUGUUGAUAAUUGGAAACCAUCGAAUUGUUGUUCUUCAUCUUCAUCAUCAACAUCAUCAUCUGUAUCAUCCAUUCUACAUCAAUUAGAAUUUCGUUUAAAAUAUGUUCGUCUAUCUGGUAUUGUUACUUGUCAUUAUAUAUUAGUUGAAGUUAAUGGAACAAUAGGCGAUUUAAUUGAUAAAUUUAUAGCUAUACAAGAAAAAACAUUAAUGAUAAAACAAAAACGUGAUUCAUUUUUAGCAGUUGAAGCUAAUCAAUAUCGUGUUCGUCAAAGAUUUCAAAAUGAUAUUCAAUUAAAAAGUAUUUUUAAUAAAAUUGAUCAAUUAAUUUUAUAUGAAACACCAUUUGAAUUAAAUAUAAAUAAUCUUCAACAAUAUUGUUUGAUUUUAUGUAGAUUUCAAGAUGGUCUUCCAUGGGAUAUUCAAUUUGGUUUACCUAUUUUACUUCAAGUACCACGUUUUCAAUGUCGUGGUCGAAAUGUUAUUGAUGCAUUAAAUAAAACAUUAAAAACAUGUUUUCCUCUUUUAAUUGAUGAUAAAAAUAAUAUACAUUAUGAAGUUAAAAUUGUAUCAAAUGAUCAUCAAAUGAAUGAAGCAACAUUACUUGAUCUAUGGGCAGAUAAAAUUAUUGAUGAUUAUUUAUUAAUGGCUGAUAAUGAAACACUUAUAGUUAAUUUAAUUAACAAUAAUGAAAUAUUAUUUAACGAUCAAACAACACGUUUAGCUCGUUUAGAUGGAACUUUAAAGACUACUGAAAAACGAAGAAAAAGUCGAAAAUAA
Adineta steineri is the source of this 1338-nucleotide messenger RNA. NCBI's taxonomy places the organism in Eukaryota, Metazoa, Rotifera, Eurotatoria, Adinetida, Adinetidae. The record is from the annotation of a GenBank genome assembly.